Molecule: messenger RNA, 4924 nt
Organism: Falco peregrinus (peregrine falcon)
Lineage: Eukaryota; Metazoa; Chordata; Aves; Falconiformes; Falconidae
Gene: MTDH
Product: metadherin
Exons: 13
Coding region: 238-2109 (623 amino acids)
Biological process (GO): negative regulation of apoptotic process; regulation of transcription by RNA polymerase II; positive regulation of angiogenesis
Cellular component (GO): nucleus
Molecular function (GO): transcription coregulator activity
Source: RefSeq, a predicted model, not a curated record
GGCGGAGGGCGGGCAGUGGGGAGGAAGAGGAGGAGACCCAGGUGCCGCCGGGGCUGAGGCAGCCGCGUCCCGCCGAGGCUCCGCUCGCGUUCUGUCCUUCCCCCACCCUCCCCACCCGCCCCCGGCCGCUGCGGCGCGGGCAGGCGAGCGCGGCUCUCCCGAGGCCGCGAUGCGCUCGGCCUGAGCGCUCCCUCGCCGCCCCGCCCGGUUUGGCUCUCUGCGGGGCAGGGGACCGCGAUGGCUGCGGGGAGCUGGCAGGAGUCGGCGGCCCAGCAGGCCGAGGAGGCGGCGGCCCGGGUGCGGGACGUCCUGUCGGGCGGCCUGGGCCUGCUGCGCGCCGAGCUGGGCCUCGAGCUGGGCCUCGACCCGCAGGGCCUGCCCACCUGGCUCGCCCUGGUGGUCCCGGCCGCGCUGGGGCUGGGGCUGCUGGGGCUGCUGCUGGCCGUGGCCUGCGGAGGCGGCCUCCGUAAGAAGCCAGCUCGGGGCGCGGCGGAGAGGAAGGGUGACGAGGCGGCCGUUGCGGGCCUGACAGCCGGCGGGGGCCAGGGCAAGGCGGCGGGCCCGGGCCCCGGGCAGCUGCACCUGAAGGGCGACGAGCAGAAAAAGCGAAACAAGAAGAAGCUGCCGGAGAAAACGGCGCGGCCCAAUGGACGGUCUUUCCUUGAUGUAUCUGAGGAUGAAGUAAUACAAACUGUUCGUAAAGAAAAUGUAAAGCAGCCUGUGGACACAGAAAAGAAGAAUGAAAAGUCAAAGAAAAAAAAGAAAUCCAAGGGAGAUGCUAAAACGGUUCAGGAUAUGUCACGUCAAGAUGGAAAGGAAGUUGAUGAAGGAGCCUGGGAAACGAAAAUCAGUAACAGGGAGAAGCGACAGCAGCGUAAGCGAGACAAGGUGCUGACCGACAGUGGCUCAGGAGAAUCAAAUCUCCAAGGGGUGGAAAAUACAGUUUCUGUAUCCAUUGAACAACUGAUGCCUACGCCAUCGCUUCCAGUUGGCCUCAGAAAAAAUAAAGGUGAUGUACUUCUGAAUGCACAGGUUAGCAGCUCUAAACCUGCAAAAGGGGAGUCAUCAAUUCCACAAGUUUCUCCAGGAUUGAGUGAAAGCCAUACAGUAAAUGGAGGAAGCUGGAACGAGAAGUCUGUAAAAAUCUCCUCACAGAUUGGUGUAGGGGAGGAGAAAUGGACAUCUGUUCCUUCAACUGCAGCUGGGAAGAGGAAGACUGAGACAUUGGCUUGGGGCCAGGAUGCUGGAGAUGCUAAUGGAAAUGGAAAGGACUGGGGUGUAACCCUGGUGGGCAGGCCCUGGAAAGAGCGUUCUUUGUUCACGCCUAUUGCUGCUUGGAAUGUGGAUGCAAGGAUUAAUACCUCUGAACAGAAUUCUACUACUUUCUCUUCAUUUGGAUUAACUCCUGGAGUUUCUGGAUCCAACAGUGAAUCAGUCUCUCAGGCUGGUGCUUCGGAUUUUCAGUGGGAUUUAAGUCAUGCUCAACCCCCUGUUGAUGACGAAUGGUCUGGGUUAAACGGACUUUCUUCAGCUGAUCCCAGCUCUGAUUGGAAUGCACCAGCAGAAGAGUGGGGAAACUGGGUAGAUGAAGAAAAAGUUGCUUCUGUUCCUCAGCCUGAAGAGAUACCUGAUGUUCAGAAGACUUCAGAUAAUGAAAGAGAAAAAGCAGAACCAAUACUUCAGAGUUCUACAAGUGGCAAGUCCAAGAAAAAGAAGAAGAAAAAGAAGAAGCAGGGUGAGGAAGCUAACUCUCCUGCACAGGACACUGAAGAACUGGAUAGAGAAGCUGGAGAGGAGUUUCGGGAGGAUACCUCAAAAGUUCAGCCACAGCAGGAAAUAGCUUUUUCUCUGAAGACCAUGAGUACUAGUGAACCAGCUAAGCCUGAGGAGGCUCCUUCACUUGCUGUUUCUACUGAGCCAUCUGUAAUUGUAUCACAGAGCGAUUCUGACAAGAUGGCUUCCCAAGUGCCACAGAUGCUGCAAGAGACAGAUGUUUCUAGUCCCAAUAUUAAGCAAAACAGUGUGCCUCCUCCACAGACAAAGUCUGAAGAAAGCUGGGAAUCCCCCAAACAAGUUAAAAAGAAGAAAAAAGCAAGAAGGGAAACGUGAACUUCCUGAAAUGGACAUGUGUUGCUGAAUAUUGUCAUGAAGAUUAUGCUGUUUAUGCAAUAAUUUGUGAACAUGUACAGAAUUUUAUAUAAGUUUCAAACAAUUUUUAAAAACAGAACUGCUGUGAACACAAACAUCUUUAAAAAGGAAUCAGAGGAAAGUAACUUUAUGAUAUAGCAAACAGAACAUGCUACAUUUGAAAGACAUUCUGAAGAGUCUGUUUUUCCAACUUUUGGAGAGAAAUCUUAAUUAAAAACUGGUUUUACAACACAGUGCCCUGUUUACAACAGAUUAUACUCAUCUACAGCUGCGGAUAAAAGAUUAAUUUCAAGGAAGGGUUUUCUGUAAAAAUAAUUGUCUGUACAAUAGUGGGUGUUUCUUGCGUCUCUUAAGAGUGAUGCAUUAGAAGCACAGAAUGUCAACCAUUUGAAUUUGUUUCAUGCCUAAAUUAAAGUGCUUUGAUUAAAUACAUAAUCUGCCAUAUCUUUACAGUAAGUUGGUUAGCAAGUCUGCUGGCUAUUACAGGAAUCACAAGUGCAAAUCAUUAACCAUUUGUACAGUCAGACCUUCAUGGUUUAUUAUAUGAAGUUAACACAAUAAACUGCUUUGGGUUAAAAGUUUGAGAAUGUGAUUUGAAACUUGAGUAUGGUUCAUGAAGUUAUUUUUGAUAAUGUCUAUUACCUUACUUGAAUUAUUGAAGAUAACAGUAUAUUUUUAAGAAUGCAGUAAUGUGCAUAAAAUUGAUUUUCUCCUUCAUUCCCUACUGUUCUUGGUUGAUUCCAACUCUCAUCUAAAACUGUAUUCUUUCAACUUUUAAAUUCAUGGAAUGAAUUGAAAUCACAUAUUCCCUUCCCUUAUUUUUUUAACUUACCAUACCCAGUUCUGUUCUGUUCUCUAUUACUAAAACUCUGAAGAAAGCAAAGUCGAGGGGAGUUUCCCUCAAAAAUUAUUUGGGAUUUCAAAGAUCUGUUGGAGAGCUGGAGUGGCUUCAGACAGCUUUAAUUGACAUUGUCAAGACCAGUUAUCAGGAACACAUUUUUUUACUGCCUUAACCUGUAGUAUGUAGAAUGUGUCUAGACUUCUGGACAGGAGUUAGUGUUUUUAUAUUAAAAAAAAAAAUUCAUGCAAGUAUAGCAGUUGUAAAAUAAAGACCAUUUCCCGCUUGAAACUGUUAAUUAAAAUGGUGUUUAAGAUGUGUUGUCAUUUUCAGGCACUGUGUAAUUACAUGGUAUCAAACUGGCAGAUGUGUUUGUGACUGUAAGGUGCAUGCUCAGCCAUGUACACUGUAAAUAGUCUUUACAAAAAUUUGAUAAGGAUGGUAAUUAACAUCACCUGGUAAAUUCAGUUAAAGAGCCAAGAUUUUUUUUAAAUGAUUGACUUCUGGUUUUGUGGCACAAACAGAAUUGUUAACAGCUGUAACACAUAGUACUGAUCAACGAUCUUGUACUCUUAACUGUACUUGACUGUUCAACAGUAUUUCAAGGCGAGAAUAAUUAAUGCAGCAAGCUGCUUUUAAUUGUACUGAAAAUACGCCUUGCUAACAGAGAGCUUUGCUAAUAAAUGGAUACUAACUUGCACAGGUAUUAACCCCUGUAUAUCAGGAACAUAUGACACUCUAAAAUUUAUUUGUUAAAAAUAAAUCGAGCAUGUUGAUGAUAUUGAUUUAUUUACCGGGAAGGAGUAAUGCCUGAGACUGAUACCUGUCAAGAUUGCUGUCAAAUAAAUUUAGAACUGAAGUACAGCUUUUCAAGGAGUACCUUAAGGCAGACACUAAAAUAGUGUAUUACAAAGUUAUGCCGAGUCCUUUGCGUGUAAGUAACGUUAUAACUUUACUUCAUAAAGGUUAAAAAAAAUACUCUUUGAAUUCAGGUUUGUAACUUAUGUCUGAAAUGUCUGUUUCCAAUCUGUAUGUUGUGCUACGAGAGACUUCUGUAGAAAACAUGAAGACUUUAUGUAAUGAGAGGUACUACCCAAGGGCUUUCACUGCAUAAAUUCUUUCUUUUUUCUUUUUUCUUUUUUUCCCCUCUGGAAGAUAAAAUUGAUAUUUCUGGGUUAGUAAGCUCUAGCUCUUUAAUAGCUUGUCAUUUUGGAAAAAAGAAACAAACUAGCUAACAACAUAGGAACCCUGCUAUAUUAACUGCUACUACUAAGCAGGAUCAUAUAAAUACAUAGCUUUCCUUUCAAAAUGUUGUUACCUAUUUAGCAGCACCUCUUACUGUUUUCUUAAUGUGCAGUUUCAACGUCUUAGAAAGUGAAACUUGCUUUAUUUGACAUUCAUUAAAGAGGUAGUAACUGUAUAGCAUAUUGUCUAUAAAUAGAAACUUGGUUAUCUAUGUACUGUCAUGUUUCUAUGACUCAAGCAGUGGUUAGUCUUAAUGAUACACUGAAUCCGGUCUCUGGUACUUGGAUAGAAAGACAAAACACCAUUUAAAGAAACUUAAUCAUUUUUUUCUUUUUUCUUCUUUCUUUUUCUUUUUUUUUUGGUGUUGAAUGCAUGGAAUGGCUUCAUGAAUCCAAUAUGUUGGGUUUUUCUAAAUACUCUGGAAUUAUUUGUAUGCGUAAUUUAAACUUGUUGUGAUGAUGUGUAAUUGGAUAGUCAUGGCAUAUUUUUAUUUCUUGUGGGGAGGGAAAGGUGUACAGAAUUCAUAUGUGCUUGUUACGAAGGUAACAACUGUGCAUUGGUUUGGAGGGGGGUGAAAACUGUAUUUCUGAUGCCCUUUUAGAAGUCUAAAGAAAAAAAGUGCAAGAAAAGCACUACUUUAAUAUUUACUAAGAAAGAAUGUACAUAUUAAAAACAUUUCAAACUUUAUAGAAA